Messenger RNA from Haplochromis burtoni (Burton's mouthbrooder), 4545 nucleotides. Its product is annotated as transmembrane 9 superfamily member 4. The record is from RefSeq and is a predicted model, not a curated record. The transcript has 6 exons. Gene Ontology annotation, cellular component: membrane. The coding region runs from base 24 to 758 and encodes 244 amino acids. Gene Ontology annotation, biological process: protein localization to membrane. NCBI's taxonomy places the organism in Eukaryota, Metazoa, Chordata, Actinopteri, Cichliformes, Cichlidae.
UGUGUGUGUGUGUGUGUGUAUAUAUGUGUAAUGCGUGUAUGCGUAAAAGUGUUGUUGUUGUAUUUGCCAUGCAGACAGCAACUUUGUAUCCUGCUGUGGUUUUUGGGAUCUGCUUCAUCCUCAACUGUUUUAUCUGGGGAGAACACUCGUCUGGAGCGGUCCCAUUCACUACAAUGUUGGCCCUACUGUGCAUGUGGUUUGGCAUUUCCAUGCCCUUGGUCUAUCUUGGCUACUACUUUGGCUUCCGCAAACAGCCGUAUGAUAACCCUGUACGCACCAACCAGAUCCCUCGGCAGGUCCCAGAGCAGCGCUGGUACAUGAACAAGUUUGUCGGCAUCCUGAUGGCUGGGAUCCUGCCGUUUGGUGCCAUGUUCAUUGAGCUCUUCUUCAUCUUCAGUGCCAUCUGGGAGAACCAGUUUUAUUACCUCUUUGGCUUCCUUUUUCUGGUCUUCAUCAUUUUGGUGGUGUCCUGCUCUCAGAUCAGCAUUGUGAUGGUUUAUUUCCAGCUCUGUGCAGAGGAUUACCGGUGGUGGUGGAGAACUUUCCUGGUUUCAGGAGGCUCGGCUUUCUAUGUCUUUGUUUACGCCGUUUUCUACUUUGUCAACAAGCUGGACAUUGUGGAGUUCAUCCCCUCCCUUCUGUACUUUGGCUACACCGCCCUCAUGGUCUUGUCUUUCUGGCUGUUAACGGGCACAAUUGGCUUCUAUGCCGCCUACAUGUUCAUCAGGAAAAUCUACGCUGCGGUGAAAAUCGACUAGUUAUUGCUGGUGCUGCUGUUUUUUGUUUAUUUUUUUCUUUUCUUUUUUUUUUUUUUUUUGUAACAUUCUAAAUAUAUAUAAAAAUGUUCUUCAUGUCCAACAAGCACUGACUUGAGUGCAGAAGGAAUGAGAGGGUUGCUUUCUACAGUGCAUCAGUCGCAACUUCUGGCCUCACAAUAAAGAAAAGCAAGGUGGCAGAUCUAAAACGGCUGUCACCUUGCUUCUGCCUCCCUCCUCCUCCUUUCCAGGACAUCUAGAGGAUCUCUGUUCUGCCGGGACUAUUAAUGUCCUCUGCUGUUUCACCUUUUUUCACAAAGACAGGGGGCCAAAGCUUGUCAAACAAGGGUUUCUGCACAUUUUAUCUUUUUUUGUGUGUGUGUGUUUGUGUGUGUUUUUUUGAUUGUAACUUAUCCAGGUUUUUAUUUUGUCUUCAUGGGAUUUAUCUGUGUCUUGAUUUCUAUUGGGCCUCCCAGCAGGCUACUUCCUUCUGGUUUCCCCACGUAAAUUCUGUUUCUACACUUUCUGCUGUCUCCAUUUUCAGACGUGACCUUCUUUUCAGAGACUUUACAGAUCAGGAAAGGAUUGAGGAUCGUUUCUGUGGUUCUGUUUGUUGUGUUGAACUCAUGGAUGGAAACCACCCUGGGAAGUUCUACAUUGUAACACAAAGAUGGAUAAAUUAAAUCUAUUGUGGUUUUUUUUUUUUUUACUUCAGUUUCCAUGUCCUGGUGUGACCAUGUUAACCACAAUUGUAAUCCAAAUAUUAGCUUCUCCCUCCCAAACACUGGGUUUCUUAUUCAUGUCAAAAUAUUGCUUCAUUUGCGCUAAAUGAAGCAGAACUGCUCAGAAUGGGACUGAACUUGAAUAUUUGAACCCAACUAUCCAUUUUAUAUUCAAAAGCCUACAACAUAAAUAUGUUUUUCCGCUCGUUAACCAUGCCAUCAGUGUAGCCUUAGCAGUGCCUGAGCCUGCUGAACUAUGCAGUAAUGGGGGGGAAAAGGUGCAAAUUGCAAAGGUUGUUUCAGAGGACCAUUUUUAGUACGAAAUGCCUAUUUUCUUUCCUUUUUGAGCCUAAUGUACCAUACGUUUGUUUGUAUAACCUGAUGUGUUUGGAAAGCCCAGCAAGAUCACCUGGCCGGUAUCGGAGCUUAGAGGUCCUGGGGUGUUUUGAAUGUAAUUGACAGGGUUCUUAUUAGAUGUGUACAGUCUGUGUUUUGUGCGCUGCAGAUCAUGUGUUUACCUUUCUUUUCAAAUUAUAUGUAUUUUUCAGCUUAAAAAACAUGCAGUUUUGGGUGGAACCUGAUUUUAAAAAAAAUGCUUUACCUUCAACUCAAGGGCUUCAUCUAGGUAACUAUUUUAUUUUACAGUAGCAAAAUUGCAAUAUGUAAUAAUCCAGUUGAGCAAAUAGAAAUAAACUUAUUCGCUUCCGUUAAAAGCUAGGUAAGAAGACUGAUACCACUCACAUGACUGUUUGUUAAAUAUGAGCUAGUGACAGGUUAUUUUCAGCAGGCAUAAAGAGGAAAGAUGACAUUCUUGCUAUGUCUUAAGGCAUAUAACCCUGCAUCCAUGUGUUCCCAUUAGUUGAAAAGUCAGACAAAUUACUUCCCAUGUUAUUCAGUCAAAAUAUCAACAACGCCAUGGACAAUACACGUAUGCUGGGGGUUUUAUUGACUCCCUUUCUGACAGUUUGAGUCGCCCAAUUUUUACUGAAUACAAAACCUGAAACAAGUGAUGCAGAUCUACAGAGUUCUGUAGGACCAACAGUCUCUUUGCAACAACAGGUGCCUUCAGGUGGUAAAUUAGAAAGAAUGCAGGUCUAAGAUUCUAAAGCACUAGCUUCACUUUUCAGCCUAUGGACUAAUCUAGGUUACUUUAUGCAGAGCAGCUCUAACCAGAUACCAUAUUUCAGUUGAAUGCUAGCCAAAUUAAAGGUAAAAUUUGCCCCAUGAAAUUUCUUAAAUCUGAAUGUUUGUUAAAAGCCAUUUUAUAUUAUAAACAGUGUAAAAGGAGGAAGUGGCUACUCUGACAUCAUCUGUUGGUUUCUAAAGUUGUGUUUUGAAGCCUCGAGUUUGGCGUUUUCAUCAUUGCCAUCUUGGUUUCAAAUAACUGGAUGUGACAAGGGGGGUAUGGCUGACCAUGAAACCCCUUGCUCAUUGGCUGACAAUCCUGUGAGUCUCGAGAUUUACAAAAUAACUUCAUUUUUUAGUCAAUAUGACUUGAAAUGAGCAACUAAGCUACACAGAAACUAUGUCCAUGUUUUAUAUCAUCUGUGGUUUUUAUGUAUAACUUCAACAACGUAUUCCAGCACCUGUACACAAUAAAUCAGCCUUUUGCUGGCGAGGAGUAGUGACCAUCUGUACCAGAUUACCUGGUCAUCCUUUUUUGCUAAGCUAAGCUACCUGGUCACAAGGGUUAGUUUAAUUUAGAGAAAACUAACUGGCUGCUAGCAGUAGAUUGCGACAGAAACAUUAGUUUUUGGUCUAAGGUAAGCUAUCUGGUACCUAGCAUAAGCUUUUCUGUUUAAUAUGGGUAUUAAUAUAUGGUCUUAAUGCUAGGCUAAGUUAACCUGCUGCUAGCAGGAACUUUGCUCAGAUUGUGAUGUCAACAAUCCAAUGCAUUAUGGGACUAUAUAAUGAUAGGUGUUGCUUUUGAGUUUGAAAGUAAAACUGGGGACAUUAGAACACAGAUAUUAGUGUUUAUGGUGUGCUAAGCUAGCCAGCAGAUAGCAAUACUUUCUUAACUACAUAGAGACAUAAGUUUUUGUGCUAAAUGUCAGUAAUGUGUGGUAUCACUCUACUUAGGAAGACGGCAACAAAAGUGCAGAUCAGUAUCACUAAUACAGUAUAUCUGAAGCAGUAUCCAUAUCUCAAGUAGAAAACAAUGGAUGGUGUCUGCAGAAUGCCAGGUUAUCAGACUGUAUGUGGUGUGGUUUUAAAGGAAAAUAUAUUUGCAGUAUAUUUCAAUUAGGACUGGAUGUCUCAGGCCAAGGCCUUUUUUUAAUCAAGCAAAACAAAAAGAAGUACCUCGCAGAUUUAUGAGAAACUCAAACCAUAAACUACACAGCAUGUAAGGUAAUAUUUAGUACACACUUGUAUUUGUUACACCCUUGACAGAUUUAGUAGGGUUAUUGAAAUGCUUCACUUUUGCACAAAAGUACAGAUGAGAUAUUUGCCUAGAUAUACCCUGAUUCUUCAGGGCAAGAGGAAAGAAUGGCUAACUCAUCCUCAUGGUCUCUCCUUCAUUAUCAUCAGCACUCAAGCUACAGACAAGCUGCUUAAAGAGAUCGAGAAGGCAAAAUCAUUUGAAGUUUCCCCCUGCCACUUGCUAUGUGAAACAACUAAUCAAAGCCCCAAGGAUCCCUCAGUUGAAAUGACAGGAUCAUUACUUUUUACUUUCGUCCUUUAUUUGCUGAACCACCCUGUGUUGUGUCAGAGUUUCAGAGCUCUGAUACCUGACUGCUGUCUAAUAUAAGGACAGACACUCCUCUCCUGCAAGUGCACACACCAGGGGAGAUUUUUUACAGACUUACUUUUAAGAGGCCGAGUCAUGCAUGUAUAAUUGAAGGUUUUACAAUGUAAAUAAAAGAAAACAGCUUUGUAUUUGUUGCAUUUUGCUGUUUGUGGCGCUCUCUGUAAUGAUUCCUGUCAUCGUUUUAGCCAAAAAGCAUGAUGCUCUUGAUGACUUUUAAAGAAACUUGUUUGUUAUUUUUCUCUUUGUUUCUUUUACAGAAUGUCCAAUUACAAAAUGUACCACGACAAAACAAUAAAGUGAUGGCAAGUUGAAUAUGAAA